CCCUUGCGUCCCGUCUCCAUGGAAACACUAACAAACAUGGCAGAUUAACUUUGAGAAAAAGUACAUUGAGAAGAUUUCUUGCCAAAAGAAGAAAAGCUGAGCUGAGUGAGGUGAAAUGGACGCAGAAGACAGGCGGAGUGUAUCUGAUGUGGCGUCAGACAGCUGUGGACUGAUGGAUGUUCACCUCAGGACUGAUGAGGACAUUGAGGCUGUAGGUCCAGGCAAGAAGUCCUUUGAAGAUGAAGAGCCAGCCCUUCCUCCUGAUUUCGAGUGGUUAGAAGAGUUGUAUGAAGAGGACGACGGUGAUGGUGAUGGCGACCUUGCGGUUGCGGCCGACAACGCUAAGAAGAGGAGUUAUGCCGAGACAGCACGGAUGUUCAAGCUGAGACGAAACCUGGACCAGCUGGACUGUUUUCACCGACAGAAGGAGCAUGCCGUGCUGAAAGCCAGAGAAGAGCUUAAACUCGCUCGUCAGCACAUUGAAAGUUUGUUGGAGCAGAGGGAUAACUUGGAGAAAGAGAUAGAGCGACAGAAAGCAGCGGACAACAGUGUGGCAGUGUUUCGUUUGCGAGCCCAGCAUAAGAGGCUGUGUGAGGAGCUGCGGAGUGAUGAGGAGAUGGAGGCCCACAUCAACACCGAGCUGAGGCAACAAGAGCUGAAGCUGAGUGAGGUGGAGGUGGAGCUUGGCAGGUUCUCCUCACUCCGACAGGAGGUGCAGGAGGAGGAACGGAUCUUCCAGGUCCUUAAGGCUCAGAAGGCAGCGACAAGGCUGCAGCAGGAGAGGAAAGCCAGCCAGAACCUGCAGCUCAAGAUGCAGCAUCUCAGGAAUAAACAGGCAGCCAUGCUGAAGAAAGAAGAGACUAAAUGUCAGCCGAAAAUUGAAGAGGGCCUGGUGAACCGCAAGAUAGCUGCCAAGUACUUGAAAGAGACCAUUAGAAGGAUGCAUCAGCAAGAAGCCGAGAAGGAGCAGCAGAGCAGGGAGUUACUGGAAAAGAGGAUACAGGCUGUCAAGUCACUGAAAUCUAACAUUGCAGCCACCCAAGAGAACUUACGGGUCCAACAAAGCAGAGCCAAAGCAAACGCCCAGAAGAAAGAGCAGCAACUGAGACAACUAAGAGAAUCCCUGCAGGCUCAAGGCAUCAACAGUAUCAGGCACAUGUACCAACAGAAACAACUAGAGGAGAUAAAACGAAAACAAGAGGAAUUCGAGGAGAGGCAGAAGUCAAAGAGAGUGGAGAUUGUAGACAAAAUCCUAAAGGAGGAACAGCUGGUAAAGAGGAGAACCAAGCAGGCAAUGCUGCCUAAACCCUCAGCCACUGACAAGAUCCCAUCUCGGGGGAGGGCAAGAGAGAAGCUCCUGUACUACCUGGAUCCCAACACCCCAUCAGCCACAGAGGAGAGAGCCACAAUCCAGUUAAAAGAGUUCAGCGACAUCAGCAGCUCAUCAUCAGCUUCCUCUGAUCACGAGGAUCUGGAGGAAACCAUCCAACAGGAAGUGGACCACCACAGCCUUGGUGACAGCCUGGCUGAGCCUGAGUUCUCUGGGCUGUGGGACCAGAGCGACAAGAUGCUCCUGAAUGAGAAGACUAUGUUAAUGCAGGCAGAAGUAAAGCAAGAGGAACCUGCAACGGCCAGCGGAAAGCUCAACAUGCCUACUAAAAAAGUUUGCGGGAAAGAGAUGAAAGGUCCUCCAUUCAUCAGUAAACCUGAGGUCAUCGUCUUCAAGGACUUUGAGGUGGGGAAAACAUAUAAGAAGAAAAUCAUCCUGACUAACAUCAGCUACAUCAUUAACCACUGCAAGCUCAUCGGGGUCUCUGCUCAACUGAAGGAUUUUAUCUCCAUCAACUUUGAUCCUCCUGGUUUUUUAUCUCCUGGGAUGUCCUGUGACAUACAGGCUGUAUUUCAACCUAUGAUCAAUGAGGACCUGGAGGGAGAGGUCCAGUUUACAUCGGCAAUGGGUUCCUUCACUGUGCCUGUCAGGUGCACCACAAAGAAAUGUGAUCUGGAGGUUGACAGCCAGUUUAUUGACUUCGGUUCACAUGUGGUGGGCCAGACUAUUUUGCGGACUAUCACCUUGACUAACAAGGGUGCGCUGGCCACCCUCUUCAGCCUGGACACCUCAGCAUGUCUCAGUCCAGAAACUAGCCAUGUUCAGAUGCCAUCCCAGGUCUCUGCUAACACAUGCCAGGAGACGAGCAGUCAAAACACAACAUCUGACAACCAGAAAAGCUCUGCAUCCACAGGCACCGGAGAAGUCCAACUACAGCAAGACGGUCAGGAGCUCUCUGAGGCAUCACAGAAUGACCAACCAGUGUCAGAGGCUUCAGCUACAGGUCCAGGAGCGAUUCCUGAGGCUUGUGUGUCCUCUGAUGUGGAUGCUCAGAUAAAUGAGAGCCCAUCAGACUCCAGUGACAUAAAUCUAGGGAAUGUAAGAGAAGGAGAGGUUGGACCUUUUGAAAGCAUCAAACUGGAGAUUGUUUUCACUCCAACUAUUCCAGGAGAGGCCAGACUGGACUUCCACAUCAAAUUCUCUGACGUAACCAGCAAACCAAUACCCAUCAAGGUGAAAGGUGUGGCAGUUAGCUUCCCUGUAUGGGUGGUUCAGUCGAGCAUUGACCUGAAGAUCUGCAUGUUUGACCGUCUCUAUCAAGACAGUAUCAUGGUCCAAAGCAGUGCCAGCACAGCCUUGAAGCUGAACUUUGAGGUGUGCCCGGAAAUGAGGAAACACAUGGAGAUCCUACCAAAGACAGGCUUCAUCCAGGCUCAAUCAAGCUUUAAUGCCCAACUCAAGUUCCUGCCGAGACGCUCCUUAUCCAAAGAUGCAAAGACGUUUUUUGACACAGAUACAGGAGUCCUGGAGGUCCCAAUGACAGUGCAAGUAGCAGGCCAGGUGCAGCUGGUCCAUUUCACAGUCCAAGCAGUUAUGACCUCCUCAGACCUGCAGUUUGACCGGACUGAGGUAGACUUUGGCUACUGUUCCAUUCACCAGUCCAUCAGGAGCAGUGUUCGCCUUACCAACAUGUCCCUGCUGCCUCAGGACUUUGGCUUCCUGGGUGUUCCAGAGUUUAUGGAAGUCCAACCUAACGAUGGCUUUGGCACUCUUCUCCCACAAGAGACCCUGGAGAUUGAUCUGAUUUUCAGUGCCAGCAAGGCCAAAGAGUACAAUUUCCAGCUCAGCUGCAAGUCUGGAAUUAACAGAGUUUUUCUUCUGUCUUGCCGAGCAGUGGGUGUCCGCCCUCCACUGGAGCUCUCCCAUUCUCUGGUCAAGUUUGGGGCCACAGCGGUUGGUGACCACUCCACCGCUCUACUUCACCUGAUUAACCAUCACACUGACGGUAACCAGUCCAAACAACCAGCCCCUCUUGGGGUCAGAGAGGCCAUGGCUCCAGUAGCACCCAGGCUGUUCUGCUUCACCCCACCCCAGGAUUCAGACAUCAGGAUCACUCCUUCUGCAGGACGCCUGCUGGGUGGAGAGAGAUGUCUGGUCCAGGUGACGUUCAGACCCAGACUGUCGGACCAGGAGAUCAAAGACGAGGCACUGCGUCUCCUCCAUCGAGCCAAGUUGCUCCGUGAGAAGGAGUUGGAGAGGAACCGACAAGCUGAAGAGGAGAUAAAAAAGGAGAUCCCAGUGGAAACCAGUAAAGGAAAGAAGGCAUCUGUGAAUCCAAAGGACAGCAAAGUGUCAGACAGCCCCAAACCUGAGAGACUAACUGAAUCCCCAAAUCCUGACAACAUACAGCCAGGGUCAGAGCAGUAUGAGGAGGCUAAAGCCUCUCUGCUGUACUCCUUCACCCAGCACUACAGGGAGUACACUGUUCCCUGCUACGUAUCGGACGGAGACCCUCCAGAGGAAGACCGACAGGCCCAGCCGGCAUGGAGUCCUUUCAACACUCUCUACUUGAAGCUGCAGUGUCCUGCUGUACAGCCCCCUCUAGUGGUGACAUCCAACAAUGGACACAAUGUCAUAGACUUCAAUCACGUGGCAGUAGGAGAGAAAGUGAUUAAAAGGUUUACAGUUCAGAACAUUUCAAAGGAAUCUUUGGACCUGAGGUCAUCGGUGUUGGACAUAUAUGGCCCCUUUUCCCUUCUCAAUGCUCUCAGAUGUAUAAGACCAGGAGAAAAACACACUCUGGUACUGGCCUUCAGUCCAACUCUUGAGAAAAAGCACUGUGAGACACUGGAGGUGCGAAGCAACAAGAUGAUCCUGGAGAUGACUCUGCGUGGGGAGGGUGUGGUCCCCGCUGUUACCUGCUCCCAUCCUGGAGGUCUCCUUGACUUUGGCUAUGUGCUGGAGAGGGAGAGCACCUCGCAGGUCCUGAAGCUGCAGAAUAGUUCGGUGGUGGCGGUGGGUUUCAGGCUGCUGCUGUCCAGUCUCGCUCCUUCCAGGCCUCAGGGUGGAGCUGACAAGGUGGCCUUCCUGCUGGGCAGCUACACAGACUCUCAGGUCCAGCCUACUGUGGGAACCCAGAGCCAUAGUGGGCUGAGUGUGUUCAGUGUGGUGCCAGUAGAGGGCAGCAUUGCUCCAGGACAGAGCCAGGACGUCACUGUCACCUUUCAGCCUGACCACCCGUCCGUCAACUAUUCCGACAGACUCACCGUAGAGCUCACAAAUAAGAGUAAAGUGUGUGUGAUUGAUCUGAGGGGUGCAGCCUCUUCACAUAACAUGUAUCUGCAUGGAGGAGACCUGCUGACUGUGCCCGUUGAAUCCCUCCUCCCUCCACUGAUAACAAGUCAACCUCAGCUUACAGAGUCUGAGGUGAUGGAAAAGCCCAGCUUCCCCGUGCUGGUGACGCUGCGGGCCAGCUACAGCGCAGGGACCAUCAAACCUGCAGUCAGAGAGCUGCAGGUGGGCUGCAUCCGCUCCACACAGCCCAGUAAGAAGAAUGGUGAGUUUCUCUGGGAUAAUGUGGCGUCUCUGCAGCAGCAGGGCUUCAGUGUGGAGCCCAGCAGAGGCAGCGUGGAGCCAGGCCACAGAUGCACCAUCACUCUCACAUGGACUCCCCAGAGUGGAUACAAGCCCUAUGAGGUGGUGCAGAUGUGUGUUCCUCUGACCUUAAAGGGGGAUGAGACAAAUGUUUACAGAGUCACCCUGAUGGCUUUGGUCUCCACCGCUGCUGUCUGACCUCUACCUGGAUACCGGCCAGUGCGAAACACACACACACUGGCACAAGAGACAAAGACACGUGAUAUAUUGUGUAUAUAUGUGGCCACCAUAACAAAUAAAUUCAUUAUUUAUGAUAUGAAUCUAGUUAUUAAAGGUGGAAUUAAUGAAGUUUGUCUGAGGAUCUGAGUUGAACCAAUUAUACAGACAGUAUAUCUUAUUUUGUCGUGUUGGUCUUAUACACAAUGCAGAGCAAAGUGGAAAGUCUAACAACCAGAAAUGAUCAUAGAAACAGAUUUUAAAGAAGGCUGCAGAUCGUUAUUUAAAUGUUUAUUCACUCUUUCAAGAACCAACAGACCACUUCUGAAAGACAGAUACAGACUCCUCCUUCUUUGUGACUUCAACUGAAAGAUUUUACUGUAAACUUAAACUGCCAGUCACAUUUAUAUCUACCGUCUAUAUGUACAGUGUUCACAAAUUAGACAUUUAUAUUAAAACAAUGUGUAUUACUGCAUUUUAUGUUUGCUUCAUCUCAGUUUUCACAACACGUGUUAAACCCUUAUGUUGAACUCAAAUUUUGUUGUCAAAGAAUAAGGAAUUCCCAUCAAAACAUAUAGUAUAUACAGUGUAUACUGUAGUAUAUAUAGAGAGAGAGUACAUAGUGGUCAUAUAGAUAAUACAAAUAGCACUGACAAAAACGUGCAACUUACACAGAAGUAAAUGUUAAAUAAUAAGUUACACAAAGGAAGACUGGAGGAUUUUUUAAAUUUUAUUUACUGAAUAUACUGUAAAUAUGAAGCCAUGAAUCUGACUGUAACACUACAGUAAACACUACACUCCGUUCUGUUCUCUAUCUACCACAAUAGACACCUAACAUUAGAUAUUUCAGUCACUCACUGAAAAUUCAGUAAGCUAAUACAAAGAUGCUGGAAAGCAUAAAACAGCAAAACACAACUGACACGACUGCAGCAGAAACUCAUUACAUUACAUGUUGAUAACAGAAGGAAAAAAACCGAGUUACUGUGGUGAAGUCAUUUGCAGUUAAGUUGAUUUAGUGUAUGUAAUGUUGCUCAUCUGGGUGAUAUUAAAAUGAGGAGAAAAUGCAAACAUUGAUAUAGUGAUCUGUAUUUUUAGUAAUAAAUGUUUGAACCGGAGAACUCUGAGACUUGAGCAUCUAAUUUUGAGUUUUGCACUUUGUAUGCACAGCAUUCGUGUUCAAAAGUAACAAUUUAGGAAGUCAGUUUUGCUCUUUUCAUUUAAAGUUUUGCACAGUGAAACUUCUUUGUUGUACAAAUUGAGCCAAAACAAUUGUGAAUUUCUGUAUUACUCUAUUACUUACCUCUUAUAAAGCUAGAAUUAUGAGGAGACUUUAAAAUCCUGCUGACCUACCGUAGCCUUUUACUCUAGGACAAAUCUUUUUGCAAUUUUUGAUGUUUGCCUUGAAAUGCAUGAAUUCCUCUCCAAUACAUUAGAGGAUGUUGCUUCCAAAGCAGAGGAAGAGCAACAAGAAGACCUCAGGUUUUGUACCUCAGCCUUUUAUAAAGUACCUGACUCCGCCACCAGGGGGUGCAUGUAGGGCCAAGUAAGCAGCGGUUAUAUCAGGGUUGGGUGUGUCAGUUGAUGUAAGCCAGCAGAUGUAUACAGUACAUACUGUAGCACUGCUGGUACUGUACUCAUGGAGUGAAUGGAGUUCAUACUGAGGUCAAACAAGGUGCAGUCUGUGAAAUAUGACACAGAAUGUGGAGCGAUAGAAAACAAGUGGUUUGGUACGAAAGCCUUUUGUGUGAAAUUACAUUGAUCAGGCGUAGACUGCCAUGUUGAUCUGUUAGUAUUAGAAGCAGCAUUUGCAGCUUUAGGCUGUAAAUAAUGAAUGGUAACUGUAGUAUCACCAAUAAUAGCAUAGUAGUGAGCUGAUGAUUUGUAUUUUUUCUAAAUAUUGUGUUCUUGUCAUGGGAAGAAAGGCAGUUAAAGAGCAUUUAGACCAUCAAAGAAUGUUAAAAGUGUCCAUUUAAAAACACAGUAAUUAAAUUGUUGGAAAGGCCUUAUUCACAGAAGACAUUAUGACAUGUACAGGUGUAAAUAAUAAUAUUAAGACUGAAUUCAGUUCAGCUGCUUCAGUUUCAGGGUCCUGGUAUUGUUCAUGCUGUCACUCUGUCAUGGUUUACUGGGACACUUGAAUGGAGCAGACUCAUCGUUAAUGUAAUCAGUGAUAUCUGUGCUUUUCCUGCUAUGACAAGUUUAAGUAUCUUUUCGCAGCAUAUUAGCAGCUUCAUUGAGGGAUUUUCUUUAUUUUUGCGGACACGAUGCCACUGAGUAAAAUCCUCACACAUCACACUGGAACAUCAUCCUGUGGCUGAAAUUUACUGGCUGAUAUUUGAUUGUUAAUGAAGGUAAAAACACAUUUCACCUGAUUUUGAGUCUGUCCUCAGAUGAUCACUCCCAUCCUGCAGGCCUGAGACUGGGCCUUCACUGCACUACAUGGUUGCACUUACAGUCCACAGCAGAGCGGGAGGCACCUGGUUUGUCCUCCAGCCAGCCUGCUAGACUCACCAAAACUCAGCAACCACUUACCUUAACCCCUAACCCCCUAAUCCUAACCCCAGUUAGCACGUCACACAUCUCAUAUAUAAUAUGUACAAUAAAUGUACACUAUAUGUUAUAAAGAA
Messenger RNA from Thunnus maccoyii (southern bluefin tuna), 7767 nucleotides. RefSeq names its product cilia and flagella associated protein 74 (gene cfap74). The transcript has 40 exons. The coding region runs from base 116 to 5122 and encodes 1668 amino acids. The record is from RefSeq and is a predicted model, not a curated record. Lineage: Eukaryota; Metazoa; Chordata; Actinopteri; Scombriformes; Scombridae.